Messenger RNA from Marmota monax (woodchuck), 729 nucleotides. RefSeq names its product palmitoyltransferase ZDHHC19-like. Gene Ontology annotation, biological process: peptidyl-L-cysteine S-palmitoylation; protein targeting to membrane. The transcript is spliced from 6 exons. Gene Ontology annotation, molecular function: protein-cysteine S-palmitoyltransferase activity. Gene Ontology annotation, cellular component: endoplasmic reticulum; Golgi apparatus. Lineage: Eukaryota; Metazoa; Chordata; Mammalia; Rodentia; Sciuridae. The coding region runs from base 1 to 729 and encodes 242 amino acids. The record is from RefSeq and is a predicted model, not a curated record.
AUGGUCUCAAAUGUUUCAUCACCUUCACCCAUAACUCCAGCCAGAUAUGGCUGGCUUUUGCCAAGCCUUUUGGCAUCCUUUAAUGUGGCAGCACUGGCCACUUUGAGUGUCCUCUUUUUCUCCAUCCCCUGCCGAGCCUUGGCCCAGAGUGGAGAAUGGGCCCUUCCAGUGGCCACUGGGCUCCUCUGUCUCCUCAGUUUCUACAGCCUCAUUUGCAUGAACAUAUCAGACCCAGGCAUCUUGCACAGAGGCUCUGUGGAGCAGAACCCAGAGGCAUCCUAUGUGGCACAUUUGAACAACAAAUGUUUCCCAAUGCCAUGGUGUGCCAAAUGUCAUCUCCACCGCCUGCCCCGAACCUACCACUGUGAAAACUGCAACAUCUGUGUGGAGGAAUUCGACCACCACUGCAGGUGGAUAAACAACUGUGUGGGCCACCGCAACAUCAGGCUCUACCUGCUGCUCCUCCUCUCAUUGUGCCUCUACCUGGGUGCCGUGCUGGCUAGCUGUGUGGUAUUCCUGGUACACCGGAGGCACAUACCCUUCAUGGACCGAGCCCUCAGCAUCAUAGUGGCUAUACCUUCCGCUGGCUUCCUGCUGCCACUCAUCCUGCAGCUGCUCAUCAAGGCCAGGGCGGUGAGCACCGCAAGGCGCCCCUAUGAGACCCAGUCUAUAGUUCGGGAUUUGGACAAAUGCAUACCAUUGAGUACUCUCCACCAUGGUCAAGGUUAG